This is a messenger RNA of Caenorhabditis bovis, 717 nucleotides long. The record is from the annotation of a GenBank genome assembly. NCBI's taxonomy places the organism in Eukaryota, Metazoa, Nematoda, Chromadorea, Rhabditida, Rhabditidae.
AUGAGCAAAAGUGUUUCGCGGAAAUCGGCACAUUUCGAGCAGCGCGAGCAGAAUAGGGAGCUGAGCAACACGACCGGCAGCAGUGAGACGUCGAACGAAAGUGCAUACGAGACUGAAGUUGAAUCGGACUUGAUCACCCGACGACUUCUUGAGCAGCCAUUAUCGGACUUUGAGCAGAUUCUCAAAACCGCAUCGAAUUUGAAAGCGCCUAGAAAAGAGGAGAAGAAAUCGACGAGCAAGAUCAUCAUGCAGAUUUUGGGAAGCGACAAGAAUGUGAAACGACCGGUUUCGUAUGAGAUGGAAAUGGAUUAUAUCGAUGAGGGAGCAUCUGACGAGAGCAGCCCGAAACGGCAGAAUGCGCCGACGCGCGGCAAUCCCGUGCAAUUUGUGCCCGAAAUUGGGCAGGGCGAUUAUCGCGAAACGCAAAAGUAUCUUGAGCUCGAGUGCGGCGGACGCGGAAUUCAGAAGAAUGUGUCUUGCGAUGAGUCUGAACAAAUGCGCUUCAUGUCGUCGAGUCAGAAUCUCAAAGAUACCGAGACGAUUCUUUCGCCAGAAGCGAACGGGAUGUUCACGUCGCUGAAGAAGCCGCCGGUUGAGAAUGGUUUGGUGCAGAGGAAUCCGGUGCUCAAAUACGACACCUAUGUGAAGCCGUUGCUCGAUACUGGAUUGGAUUGGAUUGGACCCCAAUGGUUUUGGUGCGAUAUUAAAGGGGCAUGA